CUACUGCAUUUCCUUCAGUGCUUUUUUCCUUCCUUCCUUCCUUUCCUUUCAGCGUAUCAUCGACCCCAGUUUCCGUUCCUUUUUUCAAUAUCACACAUUCCAUUCCUUCCUCAGAAUUCAUCAGAAAACAUGAAGUCGCUUUAUUUUAUGCUGCUUAACAAAAAGUUUGAUGAUCAAUAUACGUUUGAUCUCCAUGGUAUACUAAGUGUGCAAGAUUUUUGCUCUGCGAUGAGUACGAUCAAUCGAACAAUGCGCGAGUCACCCCCGCCUGGAAAUACCGGCCUUUGGCUGGGGAUUGUGUGGACAGUUUGGAUAUUAUUGGGGGCUGCCAUUUAUAUGAUGUGGAACCACGUACAACAACGACCUUAUAUUUUGGUGAUAAUGCCCAUCCUGAUGUUGGCGGUGUCUCUGUUGGUCUUUUGGAAACAUAGAAGGUCCCAAAUAAAGUUUGAAAAAACAGUGAUGCAAGUUUGCAAUCAACUGAACGCCAUUGAAAACGUCCGCGGCAUCAAUUUUCGAUUCACAAAAAAUGGAGCCACCGUCAUCCGGCCACACCUGUUUGGUUGGCGUCCCUGGCACAAGACAGUUUAUGCUAUUCUCAUAGAAUUUGAUGACAGGUAUAAUGCUCUAGUUCAAGAAAAAGCAGUGAAAUACGCUGCCGAAGGUUUCGUGACGGUGCCACUGCAACCCGCGAGCGUGCAUUACGCGCAAGGACUGUCGGAGAAAAGCACUCAUGCUUACUAUUAUCCAAACUUAUGGACCGAUAUUCCAACUUAUGUGGAGAAGACUAAUUAUAAAACGACUCCACAGUAACCACAGAGAAAGUCACGACACAAAACAAAAAGAAGUUUAUUCUUAAAAAUAUACAGUGCAGCCAAGAAAUUACAUCAUGUCGUUUUUGUUUAUAUUUUGGAACCGAAAAAUUGUG
Messenger RNA from Radiomyces spectabilis, 928 nucleotides. RefSeq lists its product as uncharacterized. The transcript has 4 exons. The record is from RefSeq and is a predicted model, not a curated record. NCBI's taxonomy places the organism in Eukaryota, Fungi, Mucoromycota, Mucoromycetes, Mucorales, Radiomycetaceae. Bases 130 to 813 code for a protein of 227 amino acids.